AUGCAGGCAACAAAAGAGUUACCAGAAGUUGGUCUCAAUCCGUACUACCAUGUGUCCAUUGGCAACAUCCAUUCUGGUCAUGCUGCUAUGUUAAUGGAAUGCGUAGUGGACUAUAUUGAAAAGGUCUCGGAAAUGGAAGGGAAAGAUGCCACUCGUACUGCGUGGCGACGAGUCCAGGCAGGAUACACAUCGAGUGAAUGGCUAGGAUCUGAAGACAUCCAGACAGCUGACAUCUCUCUUAAGCUUGACUCUAUGCCUUGUAAUUAG
Messenger RNA from Penicillium longicatenatum, 267 nucleotides. RefSeq lists its product as uncharacterized. The record is from RefSeq and is a predicted model, not a curated record. The transcript has a single exon. NCBI's taxonomy places the organism in Eukaryota, Fungi, Ascomycota, Eurotiomycetes, Eurotiales, Aspergillaceae. The coding region runs from base 1 to 267 and encodes 88 amino acids.